UGUACGCCGCCAGCCGCGCCAUAGAAAAACCGGAAGUGAUGCAGGAAUUGACGCGCGCGCAGGGAAUCUGGGAACGCGCAGGGAAAACGGGAGAUUUAAAUCGAGCCUCCUCGGCAAUGGCUGCAGAAGGAAACCCAGAUCCUGAAUCCAGAGAUCAGGGUUUGGAAGCAGAGCUUGUGUCUUUGAGAUCACAAGCUGAGGCGCUGCGACAGGAGCUGAAGACAUGUAAGGAUGAACUUCAGAACUUACAGAAACAGCUCAGCCAAAGCGAACGACUCCAGAAGACGACAGAAAGCUACAACCAAGAUCUCAGGCAGCAGGUUGAUAAACUGAGUGCAGAAAUCCAUGAGCGAAAGAAGAGAGAGAGGGAGAAAGCAGAUGCUGAGACUCAGACGGAGGAGUAUACAUGGACGGAGACAGAUUAUUAUAAUUAUUACUAUGGCGGAUACUACCAGUCAGGAACGGAGACCACAGCAGAAGCACAGGAGAAUGUUGUCAUGGAAACUCAAGGAUAUUGUGAACACACUGAGGAGCAUCAUGUGCCAGCUGAGACGGCACCAGCCAAUCCUGAGCUACCAAACGAAACAAGUGAUCUUCCACAAACAGAGGAGGCCUCUGGAGAAGGCGGCUCUAUAGCCGACAUGCUGAGAACAACAGCAGAGGAAGCAUUGAACCAGACCAACUUUGUGUUUGAUGAAAGUUCCGGCAUGUACUACGACCACAGCACUGGAUUUUACUACGACUCUUCCAGUCAGCUGUACUAUGAUGCUAACACAGGCAUGUACUAUUACUUCGACCCAGAGAGCGGAAAAUACCAAUUCCACUCUAGGAUAGAGGUGCCUACAGCACAUCCCGAAGUGGAGCAGACGCCACAGAGGAAGACCAAAGAUUGGAAAAACAGGAAGUCGGUGAAGAACACCGAUAGAGCUUCCUGUCCCGACGGAGGGGUUCAGGAUUUGACUUGCUCAUUGGCUCAGUUGAAGAUAGACCAUUUGAGGCAGGUUGGAGUGAGAGGUACGGUCUUUAAUAGCUAUAAAGUUACACAGAGUUUUAGUAUUUUUCCCCCAAAUGGUCGUAACAAGUCAUUCAGUGAAAUUUUUUUUGUUUGUUUUUUAAUUUUGAUGUUUUUAUUCACUACUAAAUAUAAUACUGUUCAGGUGAGCGGUGAGAGCGAGCCGGAGGAGGGUGAGAUCACAGAAUCAGAUGGAGAGAAAGAACUUUCUUCAGCGUCAUCUUCAUCCUCGUCUGCAUCUCCUGUCCAAGCAGAACAUGACAGUCCUGAGAGAGAAAUGGAAACGCAGAUGCUGGAAGAAGCCUGGCCACCGUGUGUUCGGGUAACUGUGGUUCGCUCUCCUGUGUUGCAGACGGGAACGCUUUUCAUCCUCACGGCUGAUACAGUCGCCACCAUCGGCCGAGAGAAAGACAUGAAUCAUGCCAUCAGAAUCCCCGAGAUGGGAGUCAGUAAGUCCCAUGCAGAAGUUUAUUUUGACCAGGAGCAGCAGUGUUAUAUGCUGAUAGAUCAAGGAAGUCAGAAUGGCACCGUCCUCAACGGAAACCGAAUACUGCAGCCCAAAGUUCGCUGUGACCCUUGCCCUCUGACCCACGGAGAUGAAGUAAAGAUGGGAGAAACUGUUUUGUCUUUCCACAUUCACAUGGGAACAGACACAUGUGACGGCUGUGAACCAGGACAGAUCAUCGCACACCUGAGCCGCCAUAAGAAAGACGACACCUCCGGAACUGUUCUCAGUAAAGAGGACAAGGAAGUUCAACGACAGAAAGAACUGAAGAUGAUGAAGGUUAAAUAUGGUCUUAAAAGCAGUGAUUAUGAGGAGCAGAAAGCCCUGAAAAAGAGCAGGUAUAAAGAUAGAGCAGAAAACCGCCGGCAGACAGUCGGCAGCGAGGCAACGUUCCAGAGAGAUGAUGCUCCUGCUUCUGUUCAUGUUGAAAUCGGAGAUGAGAAUAAGGGUAGACAGAUGCUGGAGAAGAUGGGCUGGAAACGAGGAGAAGGGCUCGGCAAGGACGGAGCUGGAAUGAAGGAUCCGAUUCAGCUGCAUGUGCGCAAGGCUCAGUCCGGUCUCGGUUCUGGAGCUGCCGUGUCGAUAGAAGACGCUUCGCUCACUAAAACCAAAACCCAGCGGAACUGGGAACGUGCGCGGGAACGGUUCUCUGACGCCUGCCAGGCUGACUCCGCCCAUCCUGAAACCAGCCAAUCACCUAAAGCCUGGGUCAAAAGUGAGGGCACAGAGUGACUUCUUUGACUCUGAUGCCAGACAUGGCCAUUAUUUGGCUACCUUUUCUAGUAAUUUCAGUGGAAGACCUUUUUCUUAUGAGGUUUGUAAAUAGAUGCAAGUUUGUUUUAAAGAUUGCUGGUCAGAGAGUUUUUUUUUUUUUUUAUAUUUACAGUGAGAUUCAGAAACAGAAUAUCUUUGACAAAUAAACAAUAAAAAAACAGUACAUGC
Sinocyclocheilus rhinocerous is the source of this 2459-nucleotide messenger RNA. RefSeq names its product angiogenic factor with G patch and FHA domains 1-like. NCBI's taxonomy places the organism in Eukaryota, Metazoa, Chordata, Actinopteri, Cypriniformes, Cyprinidae. Gene Ontology annotation, biological process: vasculogenesis. The record is from RefSeq and is a predicted model, not a curated record. Bases 39 to 2249 code for a protein of 736 amino acids. Gene Ontology annotation, molecular function: protein binding; nucleic acid binding. The transcript has 18 exons.